AAGCAAAGAAAGUUUGAUCCUGAAUUGUGGGAUAAUGUUGUUGCAGAGAACGUUUCCUGUCUCCCAACCGGUAUUGAUGGACUUUGUGCAUACACGAUAAAGUGCAAAGCCACUGACAAAGUGAAAGUUAUUCAAACUGACGAUAGGAAGUGGAAGAAAAGUUCAGCUACUAGGUGGAAGAACUUUGGAGAAAUGAGGUAUGCAGACUGCCGGGGCUCAUACAAAUGUGAGAACAUUGACUGCCCAUAUAGGGUUCAAUAUGGAGUCAUAAACCGCAUGCAAAUGAAAAAACGUGAAGGCGUACAUGUUUGUGGGGUCUGUGAAGAUCCUGCCGUGUUUGUUGAAUGCGCUGCACGCCGCUACCUUCAGACAGGGAAAAAACACAUUAAGGUAUUUCACUGUGGAACACACACCUGCCCAGUG
Molecule: messenger RNA, 423 nt
Organism: Porites lobata
Lineage: Eukaryota; Metazoa; Cnidaria; Anthozoa; Scleractinia; Poritidae
Source: the annotation of a GenBank genome assembly